UAAAGAUGUUUUUAUAUGUGUUUUAAAGGAUAUGUUGGAGGCUCUUUUUAUCAUCACACUGGGGCUGCUGUAGAGCCACUCUGUCUACCAAAGGACCCAGAGUGGGGCAGGUACUCAGAUCGAACAGUAGACAACGCGAGAGGAUUUGUUUACGGAGCUGAGUAUGAACAUACUGGGGUCUUUCGCCUUAACCUCCACAACAAUGAUGUGCCGUGUGCUGUAUGCGAAACCCAUGAUCACGAGUCAGUCGUUAUUAUACCAGCGAGAAAGUCCUGUUACGCUGGGUGGAAAAAGGAGUAUUCUGGGUAUUUGAUGAGCGGGAAAUUUGAUCACAGAGCCGCCACCACCUACUCUUGUCUUGAUGAAAAAUCACAGCCUCUACAUGGGGGGUUUGAAAACAAAGAUGGCUACCUAUUUUAUCCGGUAGAAUCUCGAUGUAAACACGGCAGCUUAAGGUGUCCUCCAUACUAUCAAGGGAGGGAACUUACCUGUGUCGUUUGUUCUAAGGACUGAGACAGUCGCUCAUUAUAAAAAUAAAAACAUACUGCAUAAUUUGA
This is a messenger RNA of Saccostrea cuccullata (small rock oyster), 557 nucleotides long. RefSeq lists its product as uncharacterized. NCBI's taxonomy places the organism in Eukaryota, Metazoa, Mollusca, Bivalvia, Ostreida, Ostreidae. The transcript has 2 exons. The coding region runs from base 16 to 513 and encodes 165 amino acids. The record is from RefSeq and is a predicted model, not a curated record.